AUGGCUACUACAACUGGUGUAGCUGGCUUGCCUAUGCCUGGUAGCAAAUGUGCUCCCAGGAAGUUUAAAGGAAGGUACUCUGAAGUCAAGUCCUUCCUUCAACACUACGAACGUAUCUGUACCAAACUCGGAAUCAUCAACGCCAAGGACCUUAUCGACAACGUCACUCAGUACUGCAGCCGCCAAGUCCGUCAGUUCAUCGAGAGCCUACCCUCAUUUGAGGCCAAGGAUCCAAACUGGGAAACUCUCAAGAAAGAUGUUCUCACGUACUUCGAUGCUGAUCGGGAUGACAAGAAGUACAAGGUCCGACACCUGGAAUCCUACGUCCUGGAAGCCCGCAAGAAGUCAACCAUCAAGACCCUAGGAGCAUGGAGGGAAUAUACAAGGAAGUUCCUGACUAUCUCCGGAUGGCUGAAGAAGAAUGGUCGAAUCUCCGUAGAUGAAGAAGCUCUCUACUUCUGGAAAGGAAUCCCGCGUAAAUUCCGCCAGACUCUGGAACCUCGACUCUUAGCAUCUAAGCCCACCUAUGAUCUAUCAAAGCCAUUUAGUAUGACUGAGGUAAAUCAGAAGGCUGAGGCUUUGCUCCAACGCAACCGAUUUGACGCCGACCGACUGCCAUCCGAUGAUGAGGAUGACUCAGACGAAGAGUCAGACUCAGAUGAUAGUAGCUCGGAUUCAUCUGAUGAUUCAAGCAGUGAAUCAGAAGAGGACAUCAAGUCAAAGAAGAGUUCACUCAAGAACAAGAAGCGCAAGCUUACGAAGAAGAAGCACUCGAGCAAGAAGAAUGACACGGAUGAGGAUGAAGAUACGGCUGAUCUUAAGAAAGCACAAGCUGCACGUCGCCGAGCAGCUCAGGAUGAGAAGAAGAAAGCCAAUGAAGUGGAGGAACUCAUCCGACAGAUGAACAAGAUGUCCCUAAGUGACCCUGAGUAUGGUGUUCUGUAUUUCCGUGCAUGCACCAUGAGUCCCUUAGCUGCCUCAGCAAUCCGGCCUCCGGUCUUAGGCUCAUCUACUCAGAGAAGUCCAACAUCCAAUGCAUUCACAAGCCCGCAAUCAAACCCGUCAGCAGCUCCAUCUCCUACGCAACCAAGUGCUAUCCGACCUCCCAUGAAGUGUUACGGCUGUGGAGGAACUGGUCAUGGCAUUGGAACAUGUGCUGAAAUCAACACCCUUAUGGCUAAGGGAGUGAUUGCACGUGAUGCAUCUGGACGACUGGUCAUGAAGGAUGGUUCACGCAUCUUCCGUAACAUGGACGAGACUUUUGUUUCGGCCAUUCAACGGCAGACUGCACCCACAGCACACUACAUUACCACAGAGCCAAAGGUAUCCUACUAUGCUCAGGCAACCAUUGAAGAGUAUGAGUCAGAAGAGGAACAAGGGAAUGUCCAUGUAGCAGACGAAGAAGACUCAGAGAACACAUUCAGCUUUGCUGGAGCUGAACGUGGCACUACCUCAACUCGGAAUGCUCGUGAACGGGCCACGAAGGGUCCACUCAUACCACCGGUAUCAGUUCAAGAGAAGAUCAACAAGCCACGAGCCACGCAGGAGCCAAAACGUGACAAACCACCACACCUGGUUUCACCACCCCAGCAGUCUCCCGACGCGACACGCAGCUCUGCACGCCUGCGAGGAGACAAAGGACCACCUAUCCUGCAACAUCCUGGUGAUCGUGCGACACAGCCAACAGUGCCGACCGAACACAACCGUAGAGAGAUGCCCACCACACCCAAGCAACCUAUUGAUGUCACUAGCCGUCAGUUUGAUGCAGAUAACGAUGACGAGAUCAUGGAAGAUGUCUCGCCGCCGAAGCAAUCGUCCACCCAAUCACGCACUACAGAUGAUACAACGAAACGUUCAGAGCCUGCGAAGGCAGAGACACCAAAGCGCACUCCACGCCAGAGUCAAGUACAAGCUCAGGUUGAUACUUGGCAUGUUCUGGGGAAAGUUCUCAAUACUCCAGUAACACUACCAGUCGGGGAGAUCUUUGGUAUCUCAAAGGAGAUGUCCAGCCACUUACAAGAGGUGCUUAAGCCGAAAGCUCCUCCAAAGAACAUCGUCGCCGCCGCGUUUGGUCCUCGCUCGAAAGGAGCUUUAAUCUAUCUACGAAUGGAGGUAGAUGAACGCCCCGUUACCGCGAUCAUUGACACAGGAUCUCAGCUCAACAUUGCAAGCCGGAAGCUAUGGAAAACUCACCUAAAUCGACCAAUGGACAUCGCCCGCUCGUGUCAGAUGAACGACGCAAACGGGGGAGCCGGAGCGCUGCGUGGACUAGUCGAGAACGUUCCCCUAACUUGCGGGAACGUUCGCACCUUCGCUAACCUCUACAUCGGCGAACGCGUUCCGUUCGACUUGCUGCUAGGACGACCUUGGCAGCGAGGAAACUAUGUGAGCAUCGAUGAACGAGUGGACGGCACUUACCUUAUGUUCAAGAACCAAGACCUCGAGGUUCAGCACGAGAUCUUGGUCAUGCCCGAUGGAUAUGACCCGGCUUGGUCAUACGAGCCGGCGGUUUGGUACGCCAACAGCGGGGACCCUCCGAGCGCAACGGACGCACCCUCGAACAACGCCGAUCACACAGCCACUGCGGACCCGCAAAGGACGGAGGAAGAGUCAGGAGAAGAUAAGCAGAUGGACUCAACUGAAGUGCGAAGGAAUGCUAGCCAGCCGACUGACGGCACCGGAACGAGCGACGAGUUCGUCAGUUUGCUGACACGGCCGCUGUACGGGCUGGCGCUAUCGGCGCAAUUUGCAAGCACGGCGGUCUGGAGGAACGAAGAAGUGAGUCCAGAACACGGGAAUUUAGGGAUGACAUUCGCACCGCUGACUCUUGCGAGCACGACACACACCGCCACACUAGGCACGGCCCCGACAGACACGGCUCACCUGAGCAUAGAGAGCAUCACGCUCUUCGAGAACCAGGAUACGGACCCGAAGGAGAGGCUGGAGGACAAUUAG
Rhodofomes roseus is the source of this 2955-nucleotide messenger RNA. RefSeq lists its product as uncharacterized. Gene Ontology annotation, molecular function: aspartic-type endopeptidase activity. The transcript has 2 exons. NCBI's taxonomy places the organism in Eukaryota, Fungi, Basidiomycota, Agaricomycetes, Polyporales, Fomitopsidaceae. Gene Ontology annotation, biological process: proteolysis. Bases 1 to 2955 code for a protein of 984 amino acids. The record is from RefSeq and is a predicted model, not a curated record.